Paraphaeosphaeria sporulosa is the source of this 523-nucleotide messenger RNA. RefSeq lists its product as uncharacterized. The transcript has a single exon. NCBI's taxonomy places the organism in Eukaryota, Fungi, Ascomycota, Dothideomycetes, Pleosporales, Didymosphaeriaceae. The record is from RefSeq and is a predicted model, not a curated record. The coding region runs from base 160 to 486 and encodes 108 amino acids.
UCGGUGAGUGGGGGAUGAAGAGCGUGCCCGCAGCGCGCUUUUUUAGAGAGAGGCUGCGGUUGACCCGAGACCUGGCAGGGCAGCUCUUGGGUCACGUGCGCAACGCCUCGCAGCCUCGCAAACACGCUGUAUUGGCCCCAGUAGAACCAAGCAAGUGGGAUGCGAAUCUUGGAAAGUAGCUUAAGCUCCGUGCCUCUUUUUGCGGUGUUGCAGCCUGGGCUCGUUUGUGUUGUUGCAGGCUUGCGUGCGCGUCCACAGCUUCCUGCGAAGGUUGGCAGCCUUAGUGCGAGGAUCCGUGCGACGAGCUUCUGCCCCCUUGUUCUGCGCCUCGGCCCGGCCGAUGGGCAGAUAUUGAACUUGCUGGGAGCUUCCGUUACUUUGCUGGCGAAGCCCAGAGUGCGAUCGGACAAGACCUUAGGAGGAAUCUGCCUGCCAAAAUGCACAGCUUUAGAUGUGGCGAAUCUGGUGUUGAGGUUCUUGGGAUGAACCGCCUAGCUGAUGGGAAAUGCGUGCAGCAAUGUAU